Molecule: messenger RNA, 1264 nt
Organism: Pezoporus occidentalis (night parrot)
Lineage: Eukaryota; Metazoa; Chordata; Aves; Psittaciformes; Psittacidae
Gene: TOMM40L
Product: translocase of outer mitochondrial membrane 40 like
Exons: 9
Coding region: 105-1016 (303 amino acids)
Biological process (GO): protein import into mitochondrial matrix
Cellular component (GO): mitochondrial outer membrane; mitochondrial outer membrane translocase complex
Molecular function (GO): transmembrane protein transporter activity
Source: RefSeq, a predicted model, not a curated record
CGCUUCCGGUGGCGGCGGUGCCCGCGAUGGCGGCGCCCGGUGGGGCCCGGGCCGUGGCCGUGGCUGGAACCGGAACCGGGCGGGUUUAGCUCCGGGACCCGGCCAUGGGCAACGUGCUGGGCCCCGCCGCCCCCCGCGCCCCGCGCCGGGGGGAGCCGCUCGGGAGCCCCGGGAGCUUCGAUGAGCUGCACCGGCAGUGCAAAGAGGUGUUCCCGCAGCAGAUGGAGGGGGUGAAGCUUUUGGUCACCAAGACCCUGAGCAGCCACUUCCAGGUGACCCACACCAUUCACAUGAGCACGUUGGGACCCUCCGGUUACCGCUUCAACGCCACCUUCGUGGGUGACCGGCAGCUCAGCCCCACCGAGGCCUUCCCCACGCUGGUUGGGGACAUGGACAGCGCCGGCAGCCUCAACGCCCAAGUGCUGCACCUCAUCGCCGAGCGCAUCCGCACCAAAGCCGUCUUCCAGACCCACCAGGCCAAGUUCGUGACGUGGCAGUUCGACGGCGAGUACCGGGGCGACGACUGCACCGCCACCCUCACGCUGGGUAACCCCGACCUGCUCGGCGGCUCCGUGAUCCUGGUGGCCCAUUUCCUGCAGAGCAUCACCCCACGCCUGGUGCUGGGGGGGGAGAUGGUUUAUCACCGGCGGCCGGGCGAGGAAGGAGCCAUCCUCACGCUGGCGGGGAAAUACACGGCUCAGAAGUGGGUCGCGACGCUGAACGUGGGCUACGGCGGAGCCCAUGCCAGCUACUACCACCGCGCCAACGAGCAGGUACAGGUCGGGGUGGAGCUGGAGGCCAACACACGGCUGCAGGAAACCACCUUUGCCUUUGGCUACCAGCUCAACCUGCCCCAAGCCAACAUGGUGUUCAGAGGGCUCGUGGACAGUAACUGGAGCGUCGGGGGGGUGCUGGAGAAGAAGCUGCCCCCCCUGCCCGUCACCCUGGCUCUGGGCGCCUUCCUCAACCACUGGAAGAACCGUUUCCACUGCGGCUUCAGCGUCAUCGUGGGCUGAAGAGCGGCACCUGCCCUGCAUGGAGCCGCUGACCGGGGCCGGACCGGGACCGGGCCGGGCCGGGGGAGCCCGUGGAGCCCGGGGGAGCCGGUCUCCGGUGCCGUGGGGACACGGGGAUGGGCGGCGCACGGUGCCCGGUGGCAGCUUGGGGGUGAGGAGCGGCCGCUGCUCGGGGCCUGGGGGGGGGGGGUCCCUCCCUUGGCUCUGGGCACACGCAGAGCCUGGAAAAAUAAAGGAGCUUUACUCUG